Messenger RNA from Dicentrarchus labrax (European seabass), 2040 nucleotides. RefSeq names its product GTPase IMAP family member 7-like. Bases 518 to 1597 code for a protein of 359 amino acids. The record is from RefSeq and is a predicted model, not a curated record. NCBI's taxonomy places the organism in Eukaryota, Metazoa, Chordata, Actinopteri, Moronidae. The transcript is spliced from 3 exons. Gene Ontology annotation, molecular function: GTP binding.
UUUUGUAUGUUUAGCAUCUAUUUUUUAAACGUGACUAGUCUGUUAUGUCACAGAAAGAAAUGUGUAGAUACAUAAUCAUAUUUGAAACAAAUACAUAUUAAUAUUAGUUAAGGCUGAUAGGUCAACCUGUUUCAAAAGGUUAUAUGUUGCUUGUAUGUUGGAACUGUACAGAUAUGUUUAAAAUAUUUAACACACAACAUCAAUAGAAGGAUGUGAUGUCUUCCAGAGGUUUCUUGUUUCCUUCCUAUUAAACAACCAGGCCUCAUUAAGAUAACCUGAAGUUUAUCAGUUAUAGAGCUUGAAUGCUGCUCUUGUGAUUCUAAAACAUACCAGACAUGCCCACGAAAAUCUGCUCAGCAUAUUCAGAGAACUGUGGACAGCCUCUGUGGGGAUGCACAUUGUCAGAUGUAAACUAAAGACAAUACAAGGAAAUAGGAAGCCCCCUGUGUGCAUAAGCCAGGCUUCCAGAAGUUUCCCAGAAAACUAACACGAAAGUGUCAAGCCACAGAGCUUGUCUAUGUUCACUUCUCAGGCCUGGAACAGUACAUUUGGCCACCUGGGAGCUGGAAAAGGUAGAUCUGAAGUAAUGGCUGAAGCAAUACCACUGCGAGAAAAGAAGAAAACUCUACCUCGGUCUGAUGGGUGUGGUCUGAAUAACUUUGACGCUCUGGAUUUGACUGGAGGGUUGAGGAUAGUCCUGGUGGGCAAGACUGGAUCAGGAAAGAGUGCUACAGGAAACACCAUCCUUGGGAGACCUGCCUUCAAAGAGGACCCGAGCCCUAUGUCGGUGACCAAACACUGCGAAACACAGAGCGGAGAAGUGGAUGGGACUUUGGUCCAGGUGAUUGACACUCCAGGUCUGUUUGAUACAGGCAUCUUAGAGGAAGAAUUAAAAUCCAGAAUAGAGGAGUGUGUUAAGAUGUCAGUGCCAGGCCCUCACGCUUUCCUACUGGUGAUCAGGCUCGGAGUAAGGUUCACCGAGGAGGAAAGAAACGCUGUGAAGUGGAUCCAGGACAACUUUGGAGAUGAUGCCUCCAUGUACACUAUCAUGCUGUUUACAUGUAAAGAUCAGGCCAAAGCUGACAAUGCUCUGAAGGAGUGCAAGGAGCUGCGGAGACUCUCGAUUACAUUUGGACGCAGAUACCAUGCUUUCAACAACAAUGACCCAGAUGACGAAGUACAGGUCAAAGAGCUGAUCACCAUGAUAAAGGAAAUGGUACAGGAUAACGGGGGGAAGCACUACACCAACGAGAUGUAUGAGAAAGCCCAGAAGAAGCUGAGAGAGGAGGAGGAGCAGAGGAAACAAGAGGAGGAAGAGAAGAAAGAGGAGGAGAAGAAAAUGUGGGAUGCUGAGAGGGAGAAGAAAGAGAAAGAGAGAAAAAAGGAGAAAAAGGUUACUAGAAAGAAUAUAUGCGUGGCUUCGGCUGCUGCCGUUGUGUUGGUGUUUGCUGGGAUGGUUAUAGCAGUGGGAGCACAACUAACAGUGGCUUUGGCUCUAGGAGCUCCUGUGCUCAUCCUGGGGGUGUUAUGUGGUAUAGCUGCCCUUUGUAUAUGGAAGGGCAUGAGAUGCAAAGCCAAAACAAGUGUUCCAGUAUAAGUAGUGAGAAGGACAUGCUGAUCCAUCUGCAGUAUUAGUACUGCACACAUUACUAUUUACUGUUUAGAACUAAUCAAUGAUGUUGUUUGGGCCUUUUCGGCAUUCUGCUUCCAAAUGAGUUUUGACACAACUUUCUGCAAAAACAAAAGUAUGUGAAUUUUAUUGUAAACAAGCGGUGUGAAAUGCAAUACUUGUUUUCUCUCUAUUUGUUUUCUGUUCACUCAUUUAUUGUAUGGAGCUUAAAUAUGAAACCCACAUCAGGAGUUAUACUUGAACAGAUGUUUUCUGGUUUAUGAGAAACAGUUUCAAUUGUAAUAAAUAAUGUUCAAACUUACUGACAUAUUGUGCUGAUAGAUCUCAUCUUGUGUAAAUAAAUGUUUGCACAACCUAUACUUUUAAACCUUAUGUGAUAAUGGCUCAAAUAAAAUAUCCAUGCAGAUUAA